Molecule: messenger RNA, 889 nt
Organism: Microstroma glucosiphilum
Lineage: Eukaryota; Fungi; Basidiomycota; Exobasidiomycetes; Microstromatales; Microstromataceae
Exons: 2
Coding region: 1-549 (182 amino acids)
Source: RefSeq, a predicted model, not a curated record
AUGUCUGACUCUCCAGAUACCCUGCCACAACAAAGCGAAGCCUCCUCCUCUUCGGCCACCGCCUCAUCCUCACGGCGCCCCAUCAAGGGCAAAAGCGGCGGGCCGGGCAAGAAGGGCAAGAUCUUCUCCGAGUCCCUCGGCCUCUCGCACCUUCUCUCUCUAGCCUCUGCAGCUGGAUCGACCGAGGAAGAUCGAAACUCGCAGAGGGCAGAGAAGAACCGGGAGAGUGCACAGUGGAAGAAGAAGAAGAGAAUGGAGAAGAACAGCCGGAAAGAGGGGGCGGGAAAGGGCAAGAGCAGUACCUCGGAUGAUCCAUCAUCAGCAGCAUCGCCAGGGCCAGGCGCAGCAGCCCGCACCAAGGCGGUAAUCCGGGCCGAGCUCAAGGCGCAGCGCAGGGAGAAGACAAAGUUGAGAAAGGAGAAGCGCAAGCAGCUCGCAGCAGACGUCUCGGCAUAUGAUUCAGAUGACGAAGAGGCCAAAGCUAGGAAGGUGAAAGGACCACUCAAGGCACAGCCACCCAAGAAGUACAAGACGGUCUCUUUUGCCUAGUCGACUCUGGGCACGGUGAUACGAUAUGCAGGGCGAGACGAGGAAGACAUCUGUAAUUUUAGACAUUGAACGAGCUGCUACUAUCCAUCUAUCACAGCUUGCCAGGCCCGCUUGUGGCUGAGGAAGACGGGGACCAGCUUAGCUCCAUGUACUCCACCUUCAGCGGAGUCACCGGGGGCAGAAAGGUUCCAUCUGCUCCUGUGCACUUGACCUUUGACUCUGCGCCGAGCUUGUGCAGAUGGAGGAAGAUGCCCCUGGCUGCUGCUGGAUAGAGGGCCUCGGGAUCUAGAAGGAGGAUCAGAUGAUGAGGGGAACGUCAGUCUCACGAACCCUCGACUGA